AUGGCGGACGUUCCAAACGGUGGCAGAAUCGUGCCUAUAGUCGCGACUGCCCGUCAGCAUUACUCAGGCUCUUCAACGAAUGAGGUCAUGGACAAAGCACAUCAACAGCCAUCCGAGAAGUUGAAGGCGUCUCGCAAUUCACGCAGCAAGAUCAUGGAGGCGGAAACUCUGGAGAUUCCUUGCCUCAACGAGCUAGGGCUCUAUGCCCUCCCCACCGAGGGUGAUGGCAACUGCCUCUACUACGCGCUCUCCGACCAGCUUUACGGAGACUUCGCCCACGCAGACCAAAUCCGUGAUCGUCUUGCAGACCAUAUAUCUGCCAAUAAAGACUACUUUAUGAGCUUUAUAGCUGCCGCGGGUGGAGAGCGUCGAGCUCCUCGACGAGCCGCGGCCGCUGCCGCCCGGCAAUCUUACUGUUCCUCCUCGUCGGCUAGCCCAGCGCCUCCUUCAGCCAAGGAUAAAGAGCGGAGCUUUGAUUCCAAGGUGGCAGAAUCACGGAAGAAAGGCGUCUGGGGAGGAGCGGAGGAGAUCCAGGCGUUCUGUCAAUCUUUUAAGAAGGACGUCAACGUUUAUACCAUGUAUGGUAUCCAGAACUUUCGCGAUGUUCACGCUCCUGAGGCCGAGGAGAGAGAAAUCGUACACAUCGCAUUCCAUGAUUUUCAUCAUUACUCCUCCGUGCGACAUGGCGAUGGGCCCCAUACGGGUCUGCCGUGCAUCCCCAAGGCUGAUAAAGAGCAGGAGAAAGAGGCAUCGGCCGCUCAACCUACUAUUGUAGACAUGGCCACCCCGUGGAAAAUCUCCGCUAUCCAGGCGGGUCUUGGGGGCAACUUUGACCAGAGUGCCAUAGUAGAAAUGCUUCAGCAAUGCCGUGGGAAUAUAGAUCGGGCCUUCAUGAAUCUCCUUGGCGAGGACAAUAAUGCGUCUCUGGCAGAUGCGCCCUCGUCCAAGGCGAUUAUGAAGUCACGUCUGCAGCCCUCGUCGAGGUCCUCGUCCCCAUUUAGCACGGGCAGCAAACGUUCAGCGGAUGAAAGCGACACUGAUGACAAUCCUCGCCCUGCUGUCCGACGGACCCGUGCUCGUGAGAACAAACGACGGAUUCUUCCGGAUGUCACGGUCGGAAUUGCAUUUCGUGACGAUCAAAAUGACCUGGUCUCCUUGCGACUGCGGGUCAGCCCCGAAACGGUUGUCCAGACGCCUACGGUCCAUCCGUCUACGGAGCAGGCUGAGACAAGCUCUUUCGAGUCUGCGACCGAUAGCCCCGACAUUGUGGCGCAGGACAGGAAAUUGAAAGUCCGACCAAAGGCUGCUUCGAGUGAAACCUCCAGCCAACCUAACGAAUCCAGCGAUGACAAAAAGCCACCACGACGAAGCCAGCGGCUUUCCAGAAGUCGCACGGCACCUCGAAGCAGCUGA
This is a messenger RNA of Aspergillus ibericus CBS 121593, 1413 nucleotides long. Its product is annotated as OTU domain-containing protein. The record is from RefSeq and is a predicted model, not a curated record. Gene Ontology annotation, molecular function: cysteine-type deubiquitinase activity. Lineage: Eukaryota; Fungi; Ascomycota; Eurotiomycetes; Eurotiales; Aspergillaceae. The transcript is spliced from 3 exons. Gene Ontology annotation, biological process: protein deubiquitination. Bases 1 to 1413 code for a protein of 470 amino acids.